Molecule: messenger RNA, 1383 nt
Organism: Acaulospora morrowiae
Lineage: Eukaryota; Fungi; Glomeromycota; Glomeromycetes; Diversisporales; Acaulosporaceae
Source: the annotation of a GenBank genome assembly
AUGAAGGAUUCUCCUUUCGAAGAUGGUAGUAAUGAAUAUGAGGGAGAAACGGGUGAAGUCCUGAAUCAAGAACUCUUGGACAAGUUUUCCGAUAAGUUCGGAGCAGAUACCAAGAAUAGGCUGGCGAUGAAUGCAAUCUCGGGUGCUGACAUGAAUAAAGUGUUGUUGAACCGCAAGACCAUUAUCAACGAUAUUCACGUCUUUUCAGAGAAACUCGAAUUAGAAGGCAAGGCGACCAACCAAAAGUCGUCUGGACGCUGCUGGAUAUUCGCCGCUACUAAUGUGCUAAGAUUGAUCGUUAUGAAAAAGUAUAGGUUAGAAGAGUUCGAAUUAUCACAACCUUUCAUGUUCUUUUACGAUAAGAUGGAGAAGGCUAAUUUUUUCCUCGAGAACAUGAUCGAACUUGUUGAUAAGGAUCUUGACUCGCGCUUGAUCCAAUAUUUGAUUCGUGAUCCGGUGACUGAUGGGGGUCAAUGGGAUAUGAUAGUCAAUAUUCUAGAAAAAUACGGUGUGGUCCCUAAAGCCGUAUUUCCAGAAAGCUACAACUCUUCAAAUUCGUCCAAACUCAAUUGGCUGGUGACAACAAAACUCCGAGAAUUUACCUAUCAGCUACGUGAAUUACGCGCCGACGGGCAUGAUGCCGAUUCUUUACGACGCAUUAAGGUCAAUAUGAUGGAAGAAAUUUAUCGUAUUAUGGCCAUCACUCUCGGCGAACCACCUAAAAAAUUUGAUUGGACUUUCCGUGACAAAGACGGAAGAUAUUAUGAGUACAAGGGAUUGACGCCAAAGAAAUUCUAUCGAGAGUACAUUAAUUACAAGGCAACAGAGACAUUUUCUCUCAUCAAUGAUCCGCGUAAUGAUUAUUUAAAACUAUAUACCGUCGAGUAUCUUGGCAACGUCCAAGGCGGUCUUCCGAUACGCUAUGUUAACGUUCCGAUUGAUGUAAUGAAAAAACUCGUCGUUCAAACUUUGAGCGUUGGAAAACCGGUUUGGUUCGGGGCCGAUGUUGGAAAAUUUAGUGACUCAGAGUUGGGAAUAUUAGAUAAUAAAAUUAUCGAUUAUGAAGCGGGAUUUAAUAUCAAGUUUCAUCUGUCGAAAGAUCAAAGAUUAAAGUAUGGUCAGAGUUCGAUGACACACGCCAUGGUUUUCACUGGUGUGCACCUCGAGAACAACGUACCUGUUCGUUGGAGAGUUGAAAAUUCCUGGGGUGAAAAUCGUGGAGAAAAAGGUUAUUUCGUCAUGGGUGAUGAUUGGUUUAGUGAUUGGGUUUAUCAAAUAGUUCUCGAAAAGAAAGAUGCUCCCAAAGAGUAUGUGGCGAUAUUGAAUCAAUCCCCCAUAGUUUUGCCUGCCUGGGAUCCGAUGGGAUCUCUUGCAAUUAUGUGA